This is a messenger RNA of Lachancea fermentati, 303 nucleotides long. NCBI's taxonomy places the organism in Eukaryota, Fungi, Ascomycota, Saccharomycetes, Saccharomycetales, Saccharomycetaceae. The record is from the annotation of a GenBank genome assembly.
AUGGAUCCUCAAGAUAUCGCACAGGCAGCCGGUGUUUCGCCUGUUGAACUUUGUGUCUACUCAAUAUUGUCAAAUAACUUGGAUGGUAUCUAUCAAUCCAUAAAUGAGCUGCGAGAGUCCCAAGCUCUCCUGAUACUUCGACUAAGACAAGUACGAGACUCCCUCAAAGGAGAACAAGAAUUCCUGAAUCAAGGCCAAAAUCUCAAGGUUGAGUGUGAACGACUUGAAAAUUUGAAAACUCGAGUUGAUGCUUUGGUGAAGCGUUGCGUUACGUUGCUGGAGACUUGUAAUAAUCUUACAUAG